This is a messenger RNA of Colletotrichum phormii, 1599 nucleotides long. RefSeq lists its product as uncharacterized. The coding region runs from base 1 to 1599 and encodes 532 amino acids. NCBI's taxonomy places the organism in Eukaryota, Fungi, Ascomycota, Sordariomycetes, Glomerellales, Glomerellaceae. The record is from RefSeq and is a predicted model, not a curated record. The transcript has a single exon.
AUGAUCUCGCUCGGCAUGCAGGAGAAGCUUGGGGAACAGCAUGUCAGAUACAAGAAGGCCAAGGAGGAGGGUGGUGAGCUAGCAGCCCAGUCUUCACCCGCCGUCAAAGUUACAACGGUCAAGAGGCUCGCAAAGCUUCUGAGCAAUGCGCCGUUCCUAGAUAUCACAUCAGCUGUUGAUAUUCUCUCCGGUCUUCUGACCAAAGCUCAGCACAUUGACAUUCGGGUGGCUAUCAUUCAGACCAUGUUCGACACCCUGGAGGCUGAGACAGCUUCGUCCGAUGUGAAGAACCGGAUUCUCAUGGUCAUUGAGGACCUCGCUGUGCCACUCGCAGCAUCUCUCGAUGAGCUGCGUCCGAUGACAGAAGUUGAUUGGAAUCAAGCAGAAGCUGAUGGUGAGCUGCCCGAAGUGGUCAAGGCAAAUGAUAGAACUGCAGCUCCAAUCAGGUUUCUGUUCUAUCAUCUGGAUACGAAGCUCCGGAACGACCCUGUUUCUCAAGCAAAGCUGGCCGGUAUCACAGAUCGAUUGAUAUUGCAGUCCGCAGAGAACAACAGAUGGUGGCUGGAGCUGUUUCUCAGGAAGAACGGGUUCUCGUUGCCUCCCGGAGAGAGCCUUCCACUCUCGCCAGUCGAUCCCGCCAUGCUCAAGAUCUUCCCAAGAACUCGGGUGUAUUUCUCGCGACCAAUGCUUGAGAUGCUAAGCCGAUAUGCUCUCGCUAAUGUUCAACCUUCUCCCGUCAUGGCAGCCAUCACAAAGAAGAUCGAGAGCAAUCCUACCCUGGAAGAUUCGAAUGCAGGAAAACACUGGUUGCUGCUCUUUGGCAGAAAUGAGCGACAGAUGGUCCAGCAUGGCUGGACAGACUGUCUGAAGCAUAUGCAUCUACCCCACAUGAGCAAAGAAGUCGCUGACCCGAGCGACCGCAUCACCGUCGACAUGCUCCAACGUUUCGCGGAAGACUUUGCACACAGGCUUAUCAGCCAUGUGAACCCUUCUUAUGUUGAAUCGCUGUUCGAAAAUUUGUCUGCUACGAUGAUGAGGGAGAACAAUUCCGAGGCGUUGAAGAGCUGGCAAUCGACAACGCAGCCCGUGCUACGGUCGAUCAUCGCGAGAGUCAAGGAGUUACGCACUCCUUCGGGGCAGCGCGACCCGAUGCGAGAGCCCAAGGCUCUGCCAGACACAUUCCGCCUAAAGGUGGCGAUGUUGGCCGUCCCUCCUGGGGGUGCUGACAUGGAUGCUUUGUUUGCCAAAGAGAUUUCGGCAUUGAUUGACGAGUUGGCAAACGAACAUGCCCUCUACCACAACCACUGGGUACAUCUGAAGGACCAGCUGGGACGUGAGUUUCCCAAUUGGAAGCCACGCCUUGUUUACCUCGCCAUCAUUCUGGGCGAUCUCUCAAACGUGAAUAUCGAAAGCCCCACGCUGGCAGAUUACAUGCGAGUCGAAAUGGCCAGGGAUUUCACGAAGCGGGCUGAUGAUACCAAGGUCAGAAAUGACGCCAAUAAGUUGAAGGAGAUCCUGCGCACUUGGAAAGAGUCCCCUGUCGAAAAGUUCAGAAGUGACCUGAGGGAUAUUAUCGCAUUUAAGCCAUCAUAUAAGUGA